Molecule: messenger RNA, 564 nt
Organism: Sphenostylis stenocarpa
Lineage: Eukaryota; Viridiplantae; Streptophyta; Magnoliopsida; Fabales; Fabaceae
Source: the annotation of a GenBank genome assembly
AUGAUCACCAUCAUGAUGCUCGCAGACACCGUCGCCGUAACAACUACCAAAGGCCUCAGCGUCCUCCGCGACUGUCAAUCCACCUGUAACUUUUCCCUCACCGAUUCGGCUACCGAUCAGAUCUCCGCCAUGAUCCAACCUUACGACGCCGUCGCACCGCCUCCCGUGAAGCCCACUACGUACAGGCUUCGACGCCGGACACUCCUCCGGAGAAAACAACGAACCAAACGCAGAUUAUCUGGUGACCACUCCGGGGACACCGGGAACGACGUGUUCCUCUUCGGUGACGGCGGAGACAUUCCUUUUGGCGGAGCCGGUGGCUUCGGUGGCGGCGGUGGCGGUGGUUGGAAUUUCAAUAGAUUUGGGGAUGGACACAAUUGGGAUGAACCCUCCUCUUCAGUGCCGGAUCCAGCUUUUGAUUUUGUGUAUCAGGUGCUGUCGUGGAUUAUGCUUUCGAAUUGCUUGCAUUUUGCGGUAAAAAAGAUCAUUCGAAUUGUUGCAGCAGGAUCGAUUGUGGAUUCCGGUAGGGAAAAGGUUCCCGCCAGAUUGGUUCCAAUUUGCUGA